AUGCAAGCACGCAAGCAAAUAAUUGCAUCAACGCAGCGCAUUGCUGCUAGUGCCCGGACCCGACCCGUCCAACCACUUACACGGGUGUUAGCUACCCAACCUUUGAGACCGACUUCUCUACGAUUGAUUCCAAGUCUUGCUAUCAGAUCAUAUGCCAAUGGCCGUCCACACCCUCCUGGUGGCACUCACCGGAUGAACAUGGGUGGCGAAGAAGAGAAGCCUGCUCUGGAACAAUUUGGUAUCGACUUGACUGCCCGAGCCAAGGAUGGAAAGCUGGAUCCAGUUAUUGGAAGAGACGCAGAGAUUCAGCGAACCAUUCAAAUCUUGUCAAGGCGAACCAAGAAUAAUCCUGUCCUGAUCGGUAACGCGGGUACUGGAAAGACAGCAAUUCUUGAGGGUCUUGCCCUCCGUAUUGUCCGAGGUGACGUCCCUGAGAGCAUCAAGAACAAGAGGGUCAUCAGCCUCGAUCUUGGCUCUCUCAUUGCCGGCGCUAAGUUCAGAGGAGACUUUGAAGAGAGGUUAAAGAAGGUCUUGACAGAGGUGGAACAAGCCCAGGGAGAAGUUAUCCUUUUUAUUGAUGAAUUGCACACACUCCUCGGACUUGGGAAGGCUGAAGGCUCGAUUGAUGCAUCAAAUCUCCUGAAGCCUGCUUUGGCCCGUGGCGAACUCCAAUGCUGUGGUGCAACAACUCUCAACGAAUAUCGUCAAAUCGAGAAGGACGUUGCCCUGGCUCGACGAUUCCAACCUAUCAUUGUUAGCGAGCCCUCUGUGGAGGAUACUAUCAGUAUUCUCCGAGGUAUCAAAGACAAAUACGAAGUUCACCAUGGUGUCCGCAUUACAGAUGGCGCUUUGGUUGCUGCUGCCACAUUGUCCAACCGCUACAUCACCGAUCGAUUUUUACCAGACAAGGCUAUUGAUCUCAUGGAUGAAGCAGCCAGUCAUCUCAAACUGCAGCAUGAGUCCAAGCCCGAAGAUAUAAUGCGCCUUGAUCACAAGAUCAUGACGAUCCAGAUUGAACUUGAGAGUUUGAGGAAGGAGUCAGAUAUCGCGAGCAAGGAGAGGCGUGAGAAACUUGAAAGUGACCUCAAGAAGCUCAACGAGGAAAUAUCUGAGCUCAAUGCGCGCUGGGAGAAGGAGCGCGCUGGGAUCGAAUCAGUCAAGAAGAUCCAAGAAGACCUGGACAAAGCUAAAUUUGAGCUUGAGCAGGCACAGAGAGAAGGGAACUUCGGCCGUGCCUCUGAGCUCAGGUUUGGUGUUAUUCCCAACCUCGAGAAGAAGUUGCCCAAGGAAGGAGAGGCUAAAGAAGCAAAGCCCAGCGAUACUCUGAUCCACGACUCUGUCAGCCCCGACGAUAUCGCCAAUGUCGUCUCCCGCAUCACAGGCAUCCCUGUUUCGAAGCUGACUUCCGGACACAUAGAGAAAUUGGUUCAUAUGGAAGAUUCCCUCCGCGAAGCAGUCAAGGGCCAAGAUGAAGCCAUCAAGGCAGUUUCCAAUGCCGUCCGUCUCCAACGAGCUGGCUUGAGUGGCGAGAACAAGCCACUGGCUUCCUUCUUCUUCUUGGGCCCUACUGGUGUCGGUAAGACAGAGCUGUGCAAGAAAUUGGCAGGUUUUCUGUUCUCGACCGAAUCUGCUGUUGUUCGCUUUGACAUGUCAGAAUUCCAAGAAAAACACACCAUUUCUCGACUUAUCGGUGCACCGUCCGGUUACGUCGGCUAUGAGGACGCUGGUCAACUGACCGAAGCUGUCCGCCGUAAGCCAUAUGCUGUGCUACUCUUUGACGAGUUUGAAAAGGCACACCGGGAUAUCUCCGCUCUCCUCCUCCAGGUCCUCGAUGAGGGCUACCUCACCGAUGCCCAAGGCCACAAGGUUGAUUUCAAGAACACCAUCAUCGUUCUGACGUCGAACUUGGGUGCUGAUAUACUUGUUGGCCAAAACCACCUUCACCCUUACAGUGAGACACCCGAUGGCGAGAUCGACCCAUCAGUCCGCAAAGCUGUCAUGGAUGUUGUCGCCUCGGCUUACCCACCCGAAUUCCUUAACCGAAUCGACUCUUUCAUUGUCUUCAAGCGUCUCGCCCGCAGCGCCAUCCGUGAUAUUGUCGACAUUCGCCUUAAGGAGCUCCAGCAGCGUCUUGACGACCGCCGCAUUACCCUUUCGGUUCCCGAUAGUGUCAGAGACUGGCUUGCGGAGCGUGGCUACGACCCCAAGUUCGGUGCUCGCCCCCUGAAUCGACUCAUUACCAACGAGAUUGGCAACAGCCUCGCUGACCAGAUCAUCAGAGGGCAGCUGAAAAUGGGCGAGACUGCUGAGGUUAAGAUUCGUGACGACAAGGAGGGCUUGGAUAUCAUCGUCAAGCCUGAGGAUGCUUGA
Molecule: messenger RNA, 2370 nt
Organism: Fusarium tjaetaba
Lineage: Eukaryota; Fungi; Ascomycota; Sordariomycetes; Hypocreales; Nectriaceae
Product: heat shock 78 mitochondrial
Exons: 1
Coding region: 1-2370 (789 amino acids)
Biological process (GO): cellular response to heat
Cellular component (GO): mitochondrial matrix; cytoplasm
Molecular function (GO): ATP binding; ATP hydrolysis activity
Source: RefSeq, a predicted model, not a curated record